AGUGCGAUAACGGUCCGGUCACGCGCGCGCCGUUCCAUCUGCGACCAGUCACCGUCAACGACGUCAAGCCGUCCACGGCUUCUGCUCGUUCCGCAGCCAUUCCGGUGUUGAACUUUCGUAUCACCGCUGUAAUAUUAUAUUCUUCCCGAUCGCCGCGGCCACACGAUGAUAACCACUAAGGCCGCUAUCCACAACGCUCUGAAGGUAAAAAGAAUAAAAAAAAUACAGCAGCAGUACUCGUUACACUCGUUAUUAUUAUACACGGUAUUCGGCUAUUAUAACGCGAGUAUUAUUAUUAAGAUUUUUUAUGCACCGUUCUUAUUGUACCGAGUCGUCGACCGCGACAAAAACCUUAAGGGUGCGAGAUUACAACAAUAAUAAAAUAUUUUCUCCAUCGGCGCAUUAUUUACGCGAUUAUACCGGCUGCAGUAUACUAAAGCGUGUGAUCGACGAGGUCAACAGACUCGCGUCGAAUUCACCGGGUAUCGUGGGUUUAUUUCCGUACGUACCACGGGCUCUGGGCCAAAUAUCGUUCAGGUAAACGACGACACGCAUAGCGAUACACCCGUUGUGUCAAAGGGCAGGAGGUUUGUAGAGAAUUGGCUGGUGGAUUAUGAUAAUAUUUUAUUAUGUUAAACAGACAACUUCUCUUUUGAAAAUCAAUAAGUUAAGUAGAGUUAUUAACCUAUAUAUAUGCGUAUAGCCUCGGUACCUAUUAUACAACGCGCAUUCUCUUAUUGUUCUGUAGGAUUGUAAUUUUACCCGGUGUGUAUAUCGUUUCAAAUAAUCGUAUUUGUGUAGUACCUAACGGUUUUUUUUUUUUUUUUAAUUUUAUGUUUACCCUAAUACCCAUGCAUAAAUAUUUUCAGUGAUUAAAAAAAAACUGUACAUUACGGUAUAUACGUAUAUUGUUAUAUGUGUUAAGUGAUUGACCAAAUACGGUGAGACAGACAAAGUAUAAAUCAGACAUAAAUAAUAACUAUGUCUAAUUUAUUUUUAUAAUUCGCAUAAAUAUAAAACGGUGCCAUAAAUAUCUGCACAUAAACAAAAUUUGUUUUUUAAUAAUAUGAAAAAAUGUUAGUAUCUAAAUGAUAAGGUGAAAUAGUAAUUUAUUUUAACUGAUCGUUUAGAUGACUGUUUAAAGUUUAUUUCAUUUGCAUAUAUUUUUUUGUUAAAAAAAUAGUAGGUGUGUUUUUAAAGUGUAUAACUGAGGUCAUCCUUGAGUUUUGUACGUGAAUCAAUACAUUUCUAUAAACUAUAAUUAUAGCCACCUUACCGCGUAUAACUAAGAACUAUGCCAAUGCAAAUUAAUAAACAAACAAUAUAAUAUACUUGUACCUAUAAUCUAUCAACAAUCAAUACAAUUAUAAAACUUUUGUUUAUAAUAAAACAUGAAACGUGUAUUUUAAGGUGCACCGGUACCUCACGAAUCAUUUCGAAAACAUAUAUUAUUUAACUUGUGUGACGUUUUUGGUAUUUUUAUUAAAACACCAUUGGAAUGUUAAAUCAAUUGUUCAUUAUUUUUAUCACUAUUUAAAUUAUAUACCUAUAAGUAAAGAGGAGAAACGCGAAACAGUUUUGUACUUUAGUAUAAUUUAUAGGUGCUUAGGUAAUACUUAUAAUGUGUACUGCAUUGCUCUUCUUCUCCGCCACUUACUUAUUGUUAUAGAUAAUAAACUGCCUAUUGGCCCUUAGUCUAUUAUUCCAUAUUAUUCGGUAAUAAUAUUAUACACGUACCCAAUUAUUUUUUUAAGAAAAAUUUUACGAAUAGGUACUUGAGAAUAUGAGAUUAAAAAAAAUAUAAGUCACAUAUACAUGAUACGAAUACAUAAACACUGACUAUGCUCUAUUAUGAUACAAAUUAACAGGUAUAUAGGUACUUCAAACUUUCAAACAAAAUAUAUUUCUAAACGGCUAAACGAAAUUUUUAAAUUACUAUAGUGGAUCUAUCUGAAAAAACCUAUUCGUUUAAAAUAUAUUUAUUCAGUUUCAAUAAAAUAAUGUUUAAAUUAUAGGUAGGUACCAUAGUUAAGAUAUCAUUGAUCAUAUUUAAUAAUUAUUAAAGUCACUAUAGAUUUUAAUAAAUUCAGGUAUUAUAUUAAAGUGUAAUUCAUAAUUGAUACAUAUAUAUUAUAUUUACAGUAUAAACCGUUUAUAAUGACGUUCAAGGGACUAGUUAAAAUUAAUCAAAAUAACCGAUUGUCAUAAAAAUACAAAAAAAGUUGUUUUAUUACUAUAAAAUUAAAUACAGUUUAAUACAGUCAUUAUGGGAGAACAGAAUUUUCCAAAUUUCCUUACCAAUUAGUACAUACAUUAUAGGAGUUUUGCCGAAAUCUUCAAUCUAAUGUCAUUACACCCAAUAUAUGUCACUGCAACCGGUGUCAUUAUAAACAGUAUAUAUUGUAUAUAUGUUUAAUAUAUAUAUAAUAAUAAAAUCCACGUUAUUUAAUAAAAUACACAUAUGAAUAUGAGUUUUAUUUUAGGCUUUUUAUUAUUUUUUUUUUUUACAGAAAUUAACAUCCACGUCAUGGUCAUGUAGAACUCUUGCAACUGAUGCCACAUUUGAAACAAAAGUUUGUAACUUUGUAUUUUAUUUUUAUUUUUUUCAACAGUAAAACAUUUAGAUAUGCAUAUAUAUAUAUAUAUAUAUAUAUGAUGCUGAAUAAGCGACUUUUUAAUAUUUUAAAAUUGUAAACUUUUCAGAAAUUAUUAUAUAUAAGUAUAGCAGAGAAAGAAACAUUAAGUUCGAUAAUAAUUAUUAAUUACAUGAUUAAAUAAAUAACUUCUGAAACACAUUAUGUAGACAAUACAUUUCUAAUUCAGAACCAACUAUUAAAAUCACUACCCAUACCAAUUAUAAUUCAUAAUUGUGAAUUAAUAUAUAAUUAAAAAAGAGCUGAUAAUGGGGAUGGGUGUGCCACUGCUGUAGGUGUAAGAAGUAAGGAAGGUAAGAUUCAUAAAGUUAUUUAAUUUAUAAACAACAGUUAACUAUUUCUAACGGAAAACGAUUCGGAGCGAAGUUCGGUUGUACAUGUUUUGAAAAGUCGUAAUAUUUACGAUUUUCGUCAAAAUUUGAUAUUAACUCUUGUAAAAAAAAAAAAAAAACUACAUUAAACUUAACUUUUUCUUGUUGACCACUAAGUACAACUUAUAGUGAACUACCUGUUAAUAUUCAAGCAUUUCUGUUUGGUUAAACAAUUUUACUCACAGAGUACCUACCAAAUAAAAAUUACGUAAAAUACUCGAAAAAUUAAAUAUCUAUAAAUAGUUCAAAAAUGGAUUAAAUGCUUUUUUAAAUGUUAGCAUGUCUAGAAAAGACUAUUUUAAGUCUAUGAUUAUUUUUACUUGAAUAACGAAAAAAAAAACAAAAUUGAAAAUAGUUAAAGCAUUAUUUUUGCAAAUUGUAUCGUUCCUUCUACGUUUUUUCUCGGUUCUGCUCAAUUAUUAAAUAAAUACAUCGAAAAUCAAAAAAAAUAAUUCUCACUAACUUAAAAAUCUUACUCACUAACUACAUUAAAAAUUCAAUAAAAAAGGUCUCUUAACAUUUUUUGACUUGCACAAUAUUUCUAACAGAAAACAUAGUUUUUAAGAAAGAUAAGUUUAAGCCGUACGUCUAUAUCGUUGAAUGGAUUCAACAAUGGAUUCAAAUAUUUUAGCAAUAUGAGAUGAUAUGAAAAUCGAAUAGCCAUUAUUGUCAAGGGAUGAGUCAGGAGUCUUGAAAAUAGAAGUGAUUGAACAGAUUUUCCAAACCAUUGGAAAAACACGUUUGUCCAAACAUUUUCUAAACAAGAGAAAUAAAGGGAAGAAUAAAGAGGAAUUUUGAAACAUAAAACAAGUCGAGUGGAAAUAAAGGAGGGAAAUGGGAAAAACAACGUCUACAGGUCAUAUUUUGAAAUAGAAAAGUCAUGACAAUACACAUGUUCCGUAGUACAUAAUUAUGAUACUCCGAAAGAAAACAGUUGGCAACAGAAAAGUAUUGUAUCUAUAGUCCAUUAUCAAUUUUCUGACAACUAUCAAUAUCCGAUUAAUAACAUAACUACACCUGUUAUUGUUUCAAUCAUGAAUGGUUGUUGACUGUGAAGUAUUUUGUACUCAUAUUUUAUGGUUCAGAAUUCGAGGUAUUCAAAUACUUUUGGCCAUAUAUUACUAAGGCAGCCCAAAUUUUACGUAGCCCACUGAGUUCAACUCGGUAACUCGCCUGGCCUAUUCAGAUUAGGUUGAGAGGCUUAGUAACGGGUGCGAAGUAUUUUGAAUAAAGAGAAGCUGACUCUGGGGCGUAAGUAGAAGUAAAAUACCCAUAGUGUACUUCUAAAGGAAUUGAAGAAUGCUUCUUCUAGAUCAAGGAAAUAUUUCUAGAAAUCACGAGGAUAUAGAGAACUCACACUCGGUACUAUUAAUAUGAAUCUAGAAGUUAAGUUAAGAGAGGAGUUUGCAAUUAGAUCAUAAUUCAGAGAAUUUUUUGUAGUUACAUUCUUUUAAAAGUAAGGUGAGCCCGCUUUUUUAAGAAAAUUAAACUCUUAAGAUGACGCUAUACCCGCAUGUGCUGUCUCAGUCCAACUAAUAGACAAUUUAGAAAAAUCGACCUUAAGUGGCCCUCACACGAUCAGUAAUACUGGCAAUACAAUUAUUGACAGUAUUUACAUAACUGACAGUGUAGUUUUCAAACGCUUAGUACUCAGUACUCAAAACUCAAUUUAUUCGACAGCAGUGUCAAUUGUCAAAGAUUGUCAAUUUCUUUUAUCUUUUUCUUUUUUUUUUUGUUAACGCGUCUUUAUUUAUAUUUUAAAAAAAAAUAUUUCAUUAUAAUGGACUAAAAAUGUAAAGCAAACGUAGCAAUUAGUUUGGAAAUUUCUAUUCCAAGUAAACGGUUACAAAUGGGAAUCGAUCGGUAAAACAACGUAAAGAAAUGUAUACACAACUAAUAAUUAGCAUUUAGUUAUAUCUAUAAUAUUUAGUAAUAUAAUUAAUUGGAUUUCCUUUCAAAAAAGGCGCUACACUUAAAAAUCGGAGCAAGAUCUUUGGUAGAAAAGUUGUCCACAGAAAAAGAAAUUUGAAAAAAACAUCUUUGUAAAACCAUACGAUUCUUCGCUCCACACAGAAUCUAAAAUCUAGAAGAUUUCCAGAGAAGGUAGUACUUAAGGAUGGAAUUGGAUUUUAAAAAUUACCUACUGAAUUACCUACUUUGCAUUAUAAUUACAAGUUUUGAUAUUGAGUCUAAAAACAGUGCACAAAUUUGGCCUCAUGAAGGCCUUUUGUCGAUUCUAUAAAUACCUACCGUUGGUCACGGUCAUUCGCAUUUUCGAUUCUUUUUACAUGCAAGUACUCGUAGAUAUAUUUUAGAUCCUUGUUUACCUAUCUAAUUUAUACGCCGCUAGCGGUUCGAACUAUAUUUAAUGACCAUGAAAAAAGGUAUAAGAUAUAUAUUAAGAUGUGAGUUAAGCACUUUUAGGUAGGUUUACCUAUAAUUAAACGAAUACCGGUCUGGCGGUACAACAGAAAAAUUCUCGAUUUCCCUAUACGCUAAUCCGCUUCUGGACUAAUACUUAACGUGUAGUUAUUUGUCUAGUCUUCAAACCUAUAAUUAGUUAGGUACAAGAAAGAAAUAUCAAAUUAUUUAUUCGUUGUAGAUAAUACAAAUUUAAUUAUAGUGGAUACGUUUAUAAAACAUAGCUUAAUUUUUAAAUUUUUGAAUCAAGAAUUAUUAUGAAUAAUAAUAUAAUAUUGUACUAUAAAUUGUGAACGAUAAAACUAUAAUAAACUUUCAAUUUUACAUGUUUAAAAUAUACUCAUAUCAUAUUAAACAUAUAUUUGAUAUAAUAAUUAAAAAAAAAAAACAGCUAAUAAGAUUAUUUACUGUGAAAAGACCAAAUAAUUAGUUUAUUUUUCUAUUUUUUACAUUGACAUUCUUAUUUGUAAUUUCAUCUUAAAUUUUCCCAAAUUCGUAUUUAUUUUAAAAUAAAUUCUAUUAUUAAUAAUUAUAAUUCAAAUUAUAAUAAGUUGUAAUUCACGGUAAAAAAAAGUUUAGGCCAAUGUAGUAAUUUUAUAUAAUAUGUACAUUACCAAUACAUUUAAAGUUCAAAUUUCAAUAUAAAUUUAAAAAAUCACGUCAUUUCGCAUCAGUAUAAUUUCUUUAUUAAUAUGGAUAAAGUUGUUUUGGCCAAAUAAAAAUGUUUCAAAAUUACACACGUGGUUUAUAAUCAUUUUUACCUAAUGGUAAAAAAAAGUGGAGCUUUAUGAAAUACCUAAUUUAUUUGUUAACUGUUUAAGUUCAAAUUUUGACGAGUAUCGUAAAAAUCACAGCAUUUCCAAACAUGUUUAAGUGAACUUUGCUCAAAAUCGUACAUUGUUAGCAUUAAUUUAUUGAUGUGUACAGAUAGAUAAUAAUAAAAUCUUCCUAAAAUAUCACCUACACCAGUGGCAGCAUCAUUUUUUUUCCUUUUUUUGUUUUUACAAAAUUUAAGACAGAACAUAUUAUAUCUGUUUCUAAUAACUUUGUUUUUGUCAUAAGUAUAAUUUGUAAGUAUAGUAUAUAUUGUCCUAGCAUAUAUUAUUGCAUACAGCAUAUUUAAAAAAAUUAACGUCCUACUAAAACUUUUUGGAUUUUUUAUAGCCGUUCAAACUUCAUAAACUAGAAUCUGGACCCAGCACUACAGUAAAUGUAACUAAAACUGACGCCAUAUCUUACUACAAGCAAAUGCAAUACAUCAGACGUAUAGAAACGGCAGCCGGUAAUCUAUACAAGGAGAAAAUCAUCAGAGGAUUCUGUCACUUGUACUCUGGACAGGUUAGAUGAUACAUUAAGAUUGAAAAAUUAGAAGUCUACUCUAUAGGAAUUAUUUUAAUAGCAUACCGACUAUAAUACAUAUAUAUAAAUAUAUUUUGGGGAACAGGAAGCAUGUGCGGUUGGUAUGAAGUCUGCGUUUCGUGAACAAGAUUCUAUAAUAUCAGCUUACCGUGUACAUGGUUGGACUUAUUUGAUGGGCGCCUCACCUUUGGAGGUACUCGCCGAACUCACCGGCCGAGCCAGUGGAAUAGUCCGUGGAAAAGGUGGUUCUAUGCACAUGUACUGUAAAAACUUUUAUGGUGGUAACGGCAUUGUCGGCGCUCAGGUUAAUGACAAUUUUCGUUUAAUAGAUAUACUUACCUAACUAAUAUUACCUAUAUUAAUAUAAUAUACGUGAGUUAACUAUAGGUAAUUUGACACCCUCACUUAAUCGAGUUACCAAAAAUGACCACUGUAAUUAUUUAGUCAAUACUAUUUUGUACAUACAGAUAAUUUUAACAGCUGUUUAUACUGUGCAGUGAAAGUGAAAGGAUUAAAAUCGUUGAUUGAUUCUGAGUGGAGAGAAGAAGCUAAUGGUUAUACAAAGAUGUUUUUUUUUUUUUUUUUUUUUACGAAAAACGUAGGAAAACCGGGAAAAUCGGUACAACAUUAAACAAAUAUUAUUAAAGAAAAUAUAUAAAUAUAUCAUUUUACUAUGAUAUGGCAUAUAUAUUGUUGACAAAGCAUCACUAUCAACUGAACUCCACUCAGUUUUUUCGUAAGCAAUGUUUUAUCGUUGCUUACGGGUAUGUAUUAAAUUACCUAUAACAAUAACUGCACCCGCCCCCAUUAUCCUAGAGCGUCUUUUUUUAUAGUAUAACCACGUUAAUUAUUUAUUUUAUUUAGGUUCCUUUAGGAGCUGGUGUUGCGUUAGCUGCCAAAUACUUAGGUACGGGAGGAGUUUGCUUUGCUUUAUAUGGAGAUGGAGCAUCGAAUCAAGGACAGGUGUUCGAAGCAUACAACAUGGCAAAAUUAUGGAAUCUUCCAUGCGUAUUUGUGUGUGAGAACAAUGGUUAUGCGAUGGGAACAAGUUCAGAACGGUCCGCGUCGAAUACAGCUUACUACACAAGAGGCGAUUACAUACCCGGAAUUUGGGUAAAAAUAGUGUGACCGACCCUAUUGCUCGCCGAAUUGUUAAAGUUUAGUUAUUUAUAUUUCCUUCCAUGUUCAUAAUGAUUAAAAAGUCAGACAUUUUACAUGUCCAGUGAAUUUUUUAAAACUUUAGCCAUACUAUAUUAAGAAUUUUGAAAAUACACUUUCAAUAUAGAGUUAAAAAGAAUUAAAACUAUCAACUAUGAAUACAAUAACAAAAAAAACUAAAAAUUUAAUAAACUAAUUCAAAAUAUUUCUAAAAAAAAAAGGAGCUGAUAUCGCUGAUAGACGCUCCUCUGUUGUAUGUGUGAAGUUAGAAAGGUAGGAUACAUAAAGUUAUUUAAUUUAUAUUUGUAAGAAACGAUAAACCAUUACUAACGAAAAAUGACUCUGGACGAAGUUCGUUAGCAUAUGAUUUGUAAGGUCAUAAUAAAAAAAUUACUACGCUACAAUUUAUGUUUUUUUCGGUUUUUCCUAAUUAUUAAAAAGCCCCUAAAUUAAUCAGGAAAUGACAUCUUUAAUGAUACAACAAGAUCAAAUUUUCUCUCAGAAAAGGUGCUACACUCAGGACCGUUCCUAGGAGGGGUGCGAGAGGUGUCUAUGUACUGUAGGGGCGCCAUUUGAACACUUUUAAAUUCUGAAAUUGAAUAUGUCUAUAAUAAGCGUAUGAGUGAACGACUAACGGACAGGAUGGGCCUUUUGUUGUUCAUCGUUAAAUUUUUCUGCGACCGAGUACCGAUUUUGUUAGACACGGCGCUGGCUACAUUUUGUGUAUUGGAGCAGUUUUCUUUUCAAAAAGUUCUUUAUAGGCAGAAAAAAACACAGAUAUAUCAUAGUAAAACCAAUAAAUCCUUCGCUCCGCUCCCAAAUCUAAAAUUAGCAAUGAAAAUACGCACCUACCCUAUUAUGAGUAAUUCACAAUAUUUUGAUUUUUUUCUUUAAGAUCAUUUGAUAACCACCUUAUAAUUAAUAAUUAUUAUAAUAAUGUAAUGUUAAAAUGUAGGUAGAUGGUAUGGACGUGUUGGCAGUUAAUGCAGCGUCUAAGUUUGCAGUGGAUUAUUGUACUAAUGGAAAUGGACCGAUCGUUUUAGAAACAGUCACUUACAGAUAUUCCGGUCAUUCAAUGUCUGAUCCUGGUACGUCCUAUAGAACUCGAGCUGAAAUUCAAGCUGUACGGAUGACUAGAGACCCAAUUACAUCAUUUAAAGAAAAAAUACUUUCUACGAACUUGGCAACCGUAGACGAUCUCAAAGUGAGUUGAAAUAUUUUAUAAGAAUAAAUAUAAAUUAUUAUUUUUCUUUAUAUAUUUAUCAUAUUUUUUCAGAAAAUUGAUAGUGAAAUUAAAUCAGAAAUCGACCAAGCAGUUUCAAAAGCAAAAGAAGAUGUAGAAAUUUCUGUGGAAGAAUUGGGUGGUGACAUCUAUUCGAAACCAAUCGAAAGUGAACACCGAGGGGUUACACCCUGGCAAAAGGUUAAACAUUUGAGAGUAGGAUCUCCGUUUAAAUAGUAGGAUAAUAAUACUACAAUAUUAAGGCUGGAUAAAAACUAAAAAGUAAUCCAAGUUUUCUUAUUUGUUACGGAAUCGGGUACUAGACAGGGUAACAUUUGGAUGAUGAAUUUAAAACACAAUAUAUUACAUUGUACUUAAUAUUUUUGUUAACUAUUUGUUUAAUAAAUUGUUUUUAAUUUAUUUUAAGACACAGUAUAGGUAUAUUAUUUUAUAUUCUGUUUUAUCGUUUAUAAAUUACCUACUUAAUAAAAUGUGAAACAUUAAUAUAAAUACAUUACAUUUAUGAUAAAACAAAAAGCUCGAUUGAUUUGAUACAAAACAAAAUAUGUUUAAAGCCAUUAAAGUUUUAGUAAGGAGCGAAAAAAAAGUCUAUUCACAUGAAACAUUUUUUUUUUUAUAAUAUACAUAUAUAUAUAAAACGCAAUUGUUCAUUUUACACAAGGUACAUUAAUUAUAUAUUUAUUAAAAUUGAUACAAUUUUUGAAUUCAUAUGACAAUAAUAACACAUAGGUAGGAAAUGUAUUAUUCUAUAUAAUAGAUAUUUAACUGUAUGGGCUUAUGGUUGAAGUUCAUAUAUUUAUAUCCAUUAUAUAAUUAUAAUCUCCUAAUGUUUUAGUAAGACCCUGAUUUUAUUUAAUUAGGC
Messenger RNA from Cinara cedri, 10068 nucleotides. The record is from the annotation of a GenBank genome assembly. Lineage: Eukaryota; Metazoa; Arthropoda; Insecta; Hemiptera; Aphididae.